Messenger RNA from Herpailurus yagouaroundi (jaguarundi), 1615 nucleotides. RefSeq names its product solute carrier family 48 member 1 (gene SLC48A1). NCBI's taxonomy places the organism in Eukaryota, Metazoa, Chordata, Mammalia, Carnivora, Felidae. Gene Ontology annotation, biological process: heme transport. The record is from RefSeq and is a predicted model, not a curated record. Gene Ontology annotation, cellular component: lysosomal membrane; plasma membrane. The coding region runs from base 1 to 510 and encodes 169 amino acids. The transcript has 3 exons. Gene Ontology annotation, molecular function: heme binding; heme transmembrane transporter activity.
AUGCCCGCACGAGCCCGCCCCGGCCCGCCUCGGCCCGCCUCCGCCGUUUGCACGAACCUGCCGCGCCGCCGGCGGGGCUGCCGGGUGACAGCGUCCUCCCCGCGCGCCGGCUUCCCCCGCCGCCCUCCAGGCGGCCCCCCAGCCACACACACACGCCUGUGCCGGGGGAUCUCCGCUCCUCAAGCGCCCCUUGCCAGGCGGCCGGGUGUGCUGGCGCUAUGGGUGCUGGUGACGCACGUGAUGUACAUGCAGGAUUACUGGAGGACCUGGCUCAAAGGGCUGCGUGGCUUCUUCUUCGUGGGCGUCCUCUUCUCAGCAGUCUCCAUCGCCACCCUCUGCACCUUCCUGGUGCUGGCUGUCACCCGACACCAGAGCCUCACAGACCCCAACAGCUACUACCUCUCCUGCGUCUGGAGCUUCAUCUCCUUCAAGUGGGCCUUCCUGCUCAGCCUUUAUGCCCACCGCUAUCGGGCUGACUUCGCCGACAUCAGCAUCCUCAGCGACUUCUGACCCGAGGGGUGAGGUUUCUGGACCCCGGAGGUCCUCAGGACCUGGACUCAGCCUCUGAGACACCAGACAGGCCUGCCACACCCCCCUGGAAACCCUAGAUCUGUGGCAGAAGAUACACAGCAAGAGGACUGUGGUCUCCCCGGAAGCUGUCCUGCUCCCGUUGUGGGGGAGAUCCGGGUGCAGUGGAAAGGGGUCCUUCCUGCCAAGUUGCUCCUCCUCAGCCUGGCUGGAGGGCAGCUUUAGACCUUUUCAAAUGGAUCUAUUUUCUUAGCGCUCAGUGAGGAAUCUUCGCAAGGAGGGCCAGGGCAAUGAGUCAAGGGGUAGGGCAGUGAGCCGUGACCUAUGCCUGGGGGCACUCUCCCUCAGGCCAGGCUGGGAACCUGGGAGGUCAGGCCAAGUAAGGGAUCUCUAGUAGAGGCCUCUCAGGCCCCAGCCCCAACACCCCAUCCUGUUGUCCUUGAGAGUCAGGUAGCUUAACUCUUCAAUCCCAGGGAUGGCAAUACUUGACUCUCUUUUUCCCAAGGCCUGGGGACCUGAGAGUUUAGUGUCCCUCAUCACCCCAGAGCCGGUCUCCCAUGAGCGUGCUAGAACCAGUCAUCUUCGCCAUACCCAAGCCCUCUCUUUUACACAUACCGCCCUCCCCAAGCAGGACUCCCUGAACGAGGCCAGACUAAGUGUCUGGGAAAGGUGCCCUGCCCCCUGAAGGGCUUUGGGGAAGGGGGCAGCAUGGUGCGGGCUGGAAGGAACCCCUCAGCUCCGUGCCCGGGCACCUCCAGCCCUACAUUUCCAUCCCUUCUCACAUGCAUUAUCCCUAGCCACGAGACACCCCACCGACCCUGCCCCUGCCCGCUGCCCUUCACCUAGAGCUUUUGUCUUUUUUAAUCUCCUUUCUGAAGGACAACAUCUGCUUUUCUGCCUAUACACUGGCACAAGGGCUCACCUAACUCGGGAGGGAAGGAGCUAUUGUUACAUAGAUCUUUUUUAUGUUAGGCUGCCAUGUUGCACGGUCUACCCUCUCCCCACCUGAUGUGUCCUGCCCUUCAGCUCUUUGCCUUAUCUGUGUCACUGUCACUUUAGCAGAAAUACAGCAGCCAUUUGUAUCAGA